Dioscorea cayenensis subsp. rotundata (Guinea yam) is the source of this 540-nucleotide messenger RNA. Its product is annotated as secreted RxLR effector protein 161-like. The record is from RefSeq and is a predicted model, not a curated record. Bases 1 to 540 code for a protein of 179 amino acids. The transcript has 2 exons. Lineage: Eukaryota; Viridiplantae; Streptophyta; Magnoliopsida; Dioscoreales; Dioscoreaceae.
AUGAGUGUGAAUCAGAAGUUGACAAAAGAUGAGUAUGGAAAAGAUGUAGACCCAAGUCUCUAUAGAAGUAUAAUUGGAAACUUACUCUAUCUCAUAGCUAGCAGGCCAGACAUCUCUUUCAGUGUUGGAGUUUGUGCAAGAUAUCAAGCAACACCGAAGGAGUCUCAUUUGAAAGUUGUUAAACGUAUCAUCAAAUAUGUUCAUGGUACUGCAGAAUAUGAAAUUUGCUAUUCAAAAGACUCCAACUCACAUCUUACUGGUUAUAGUGAUGCAGAUUGGACAGGAAACAUUGAUGAUAGAGAAAGAACCUCAGGAGGAUGUUUCUACCUUGGUAACAAAUUGGUCACAUGGUAUAGCAAGAAGCAAAGUUCUAUUUCCCUCUCCAUUGCCGAGGCUAAAUACAUAGCAGCAGGAAGCUCGGAGUCUUUUCAACAGGAAUCAUCUGAUGCCGCUCAGAAGAUCAAGCGUUCCCUCAACUUCCUGAGUUCCAGAUCCACCGAUCCUAUAGGUGAUAUGACGCAUACCACAAACCGGGAGUAA